Messenger RNA from Ectocarpus sp. CCAP 1310/34, 1176 nucleotides. The record is from the annotation of a GenBank genome assembly. NCBI's taxonomy places the organism in Eukaryota, Phaeophyceae, Ectocarpales, Ectocarpaceae.
AUGAGCACCGUAACCGCGUUCAACAUGCAGGAGAGGCUCGCCGCCGAUUACAAGCAAGCCUCGGAGGGCUCCCUCGAUGCUCGACGAAAGCGCGGCUUGAUCGCUGGAGCGGCUUUCGGCUACAGCCAGGGCAUCACCUUCUGGGUGUUCGCGCUCAUGUUUUACGCCGGGGCGAUCAUGGUCGACAACGGUCAGGUCGAGUACGGAGAUUUCUUCACAGCCAUGUUCGCGGUCAUCUUCGGAGCCUUCGGGGUAGGACAGAUUAGCGGGGACUUCAAGGACGCUGGGAAAGGCCAACAGGCAGCUUCUAAGAUCUUCCGUCUCACAGAUGAGCCUCUGAAUAUCGACCCGCUUUCCGAGAAGGGGGCUAGACCCUCACCAACCAAGGGCGCCCUCGAGUUCAAAAACAUCUUCUUCAACUACCCUUCUAGGCCCAACAUGCAGAUCUACGGAUCGGACAAGUACCCCCAAGGGUUCUGCUUGAACGUCGCGGCGGGCGAGACUGUGGCGCUCGUGGGACCCUCCGGAGGGGGCAAGUCCACCUGCAUGGGGCUAUUACUGAGGUUUUAUGAGCCUUCUAAGGGAAGCCUGACCAUCGAUGGCCGCGACAUCACGGAAGUCAACGUCAAGUGGCUCCGCUCGCAGAUCGGCUACGUGGGUCAGGAGCCGGUGCUGUUCCAGGGAACAAUCCGCGAAAACAUCGCCAAGGGGGACCCCAGCGCAAGCGAUGAGAGAAUUCAGGAGGCCGCGAAGACCGCCAACGCCCAUGACUUCAUCCAACGCGACUUCCAGGUCAGUCGAAAGGCCCAGACACCGACUUUGCGACGCCAAACGGACCGGAUUAUAAAGGAGGGUAACCCUGGAGAAGAGGUUAGGGGCGAUCAAUCUGAAUAUGAGGGAGCUCCUGCUGUUCUAGACCCAAGGGCCAUCCUACGGAACCCGCCGAUUCUGCUCCUCGACGAGGCUACGUCGGCGCUCGACAACGAGAGCGAGAAAGUGGUGCAAGAGGCCCUUGACCAGCUGCAGGCGAAGCAGAAGCGCACGACCCUUACCGUGGCGCACCGCCUGACCACGAUUCGCAACUCCGAUAAGAUCGCCGUGCUCAACGGCGGGGGCGUGCAGGAGCUCGGCACACACGACGAGCUGCUGGCCCUCAAGGGCUUGUACUCCAUGUAA